AUGGCCGACGUGGCCCUCGGAGUGGCGCAGUGGGUGGUGGCCAAGGCGCUAGCCCCUGUCGCAGAUGGUGUGCUGGAGGCUUGGGCGGCCAGCAGGAACUUUGGUCCCAACAUCGAGGCCCUCAGGAUGGAACUGCUGGUCGUGCAAGCGACGCUCGAAAACGCUACUCGCAAGGAGCUCGGUGGCCCGGCCAUGGAGAUGUUGUUGGAGAAGCUGCGGAAAUUGGCACACAAUGCCGAAGACUUGUUGGACGAGCUGGACUACUUCCGCAUCCACGAUGAGCUCCAUGGCACGUACGAUACAGCCGACCAACAUGGCGAGGGUGGCGUCCACGACCUCGCCCUCAAUGCGCGCCACACUGCCAAAGCUGUUGGCAAACUGGUCAACUGUUUCCCUUGGCAGCGUGCUAAACGCCGGCAGAGGUCACCUGCCGAUUCCUCCUCGGCGGCAAGCGCAAAUCAGGAGGUCAGCGGAUGCAUGCCCAAGCUCGGUAAACUCCUUCCCUUCUCAUCUUCCCCAGAUUCACAUGUUCGUGAGGAAGAUUGUGGUAAUGUGCAAGAAACACCAAUUCUUGGGUUUAAUAGGGUUGAUUUCUCUCAAAAGAUGAAGGACAUAGUAGAGAAUUUACAGCUUGUGCGUGAGGAUGUUAAUGGCCUUCUGCAGAGUUGUGGCCCUAGAAAUGCCUCAAACAUUGUCCAGUGCCGACCUAUCACCAAAGGUGGAAUUUAUGAGCCAAAACUAUACGGGAGGGAUCUUGUCAUGAAUAGCAUCAUAGAUGACAUCACCAAGGGUCGACAUUGUGAUAAGGGUGUAACUGUGCUUCCAGUUGUUGGUUUGGGGGGAAUGGGGAAGACAACUCUCAUACAACACAUAUAUCGCAAUCAGCGAGUGUUGAGUCAUUUUCCAGUCAUGAUUUGGAUAUGUGUGUCACUCAAUUUCAAUCUGGAUAAUGUGCUAGAACAGAUCAAAACAUAUACCCCUCAAGUCGAAAGUGAAAAGGAGUAG
This is a messenger RNA of Triticum turgidum subsp. durum (durum wheat), 1005 nucleotides long. Lineage: Eukaryota; Viridiplantae; Streptophyta; Magnoliopsida; Poales; Poaceae. The record is from the annotation of a GenBank genome assembly.